AAAUGACAAGCUUACUUCGCAAAUGUAAUACGUUAUGCAACCAACUGUUAAAGGGUUGCACAUCUAAUGUCUCAGUUAUGCCACGGAGAUGGCUUAAUGAUAUGGAGAAAUCCACCAUGACUGUUGUGAAUGAAGACACAAGUGUGGGACUCCUGAUCAAUUCCUAUAGCCGGGCAGGCUUCCGACUUAGCAAUGGAAUGAUGGCAAUUGGGCCAAUAGCAAUAUUUCCAAAAUCGGUUCUGAGCUGGAAUGUCAACACUGCCGAAGACAUCAACGAGGAUUCGCUAUCGCUAUUUUACACGUUGGAGCCAAAAAUUGAUAUACUUGUGAUUGGGGUAGGCAAUCCUGGUCAACAAGUAAGCCCCAAAAUAAUUCAAUACAUGAAAGAAAAACACAUCAGCCUGGAAAUUUCUCCAACUGAAACAGCGUGCGCAACCUACAACUUCCUCAAUGCUGAAGGACGAUGUGUCGCCGGUGCCCUCAUUCCUCCAACACAAUACCGAAUAAAUGAGGACGAUAUCGCUUCAACCAAGAGGAGAAACCGAGAACUGAUGAAAGUAAAGGACUAUGAAAUCGUCUAAUAGCUUAAAACCUUUGUAGAACAAUUACCAGAUAUACAUAAAUCGACAAAA
Molecule: messenger RNA, 632 nt
Organism: Daphnia carinata
Lineage: Eukaryota; Metazoa; Arthropoda; Branchiopoda; Diplostraca; Daphniidae
Product: NADH dehydrogenase [ubiquinone] 1 alpha subcomplex assembly factor 3-like
Exons: 5
Coding region: 3-581 (192 amino acids)
Biological process (GO): mitochondrial respiratory chain complex I assembly
Cellular component (GO): mitochondrial inner membrane
Source: RefSeq, a predicted model, not a curated record